This is a messenger RNA of Prunus avium (sweet cherry), 1613 nucleotides long. It is a transcript of the gene PGPS2, whose product is annotated as phosphatidylglycerolphosphate synthase 2. The record is from RefSeq and is a predicted model, not a curated record. Gene Ontology annotation, biological process: glycerophospholipid biosynthetic process. Gene Ontology annotation, cellular component: chloroplast envelope; membrane. Gene Ontology annotation, molecular function: CDP-diacylglycerol-glycerol-3-phosphate 3-phosphatidyltransferase activity. Lineage: Eukaryota; Viridiplantae; Streptophyta; Magnoliopsida; Rosales; Rosaceae.
CUACCACCAAAAGCUCUCCAAUUGGGUUUGGGUCUCCCCACAACGCCCUACCUCUUCCAUCACCACCACUCCCUCUCCCUCUUCCCCUCCAGCCCUAAAUACCCCCAUUCAGGCAUUUACGCAAACACAUAAUAAAUACGGGUGCAGGAUAACCCCCUGCGCACCCCUAGCGCACCCCAACCACCCUCACCCUCCUCACAUUCUUCUUCAAAACCUAGGGCCCAGAUUUCAUAAAUGCCUCCCCGUCUCCUCUCGCAGCAGCAGCAGCAGCUCUAGUGGGGGUUUCUCCGAGGACAAAGGAGAGUCUUCUGGGUCUGGGUCUGGCUCUGAGCCUGGCCCUGCCGCUGGUCUUAUGGCCGAUAUGGGUUCGGACAAUAAAGGCACUGAUUGGUACGAGAGCCAAUUGUACCCAAACCACGACGAAUUGUUAUCUCCUCUGAAACAUCGCCAACAACAACAACAACAGCAUUCUUCCUCCAAAUUGCUCACCUUGCCCACCAUUCUAACGCUCGGCCGCGUUGCCUCUGUGCCGAUUCUCAUUAGCACUUUCUACGUGGAUAGUCGGUGGGGAACAACUGCUACAACAAGUAUUUUCAUUGCUGCAGCAAUUACUGAUUGGCUUGAUGGGUACAUUGCUCGAAAGAUGAGGUUGGGAUCUGCUUUUGGUGCUUUUUUGGAUCCCGUAGCUGAUAAGCUCAUGGUUGCAGCCACACUGGUUUUGUUGUGUUCCAGGCCUUUGGAUGUUGCUAUGUUUGGGCAAGUUCCAUGGUUGCUGGUUGUUCCUUCAAUUGCCAUAAUCGGUAGAGAGAUAACCAUGUCUGCAGUUAGAGAAUGGGCUGCUUCUCAGAACAGUAAGCUUUUAGAGGCUGUUGCUGUAAAUAACUUGGGAAAGUGGAAAACAGCCACACAGAUGAUCGCACUAACUGUCCUCUUGGCCACCCGAGACAGCAGUCUUGGAAAACCAGAGGCUCUAGUAGCUUCGGGUGUUGCUUUGCUUUAUAUUUCAGCAGGGCUUGCUGUAUGGUCUUUAGUUGUGUAUAUGAGCAAGAUAUGGAAAGUACUGCUGAAGUAGUGUGUGUGCUGUUGCUCUGUGUUUACGGAUAUACAUACUUCUCAACCGAGCAAUCAUCUCAAAUUCGAAGUACUUGUUAGUGCUCUGUACAUGAACCCCGUAAUGAGCCAUUGGAGCAUCCUGCUGAUAGUCGAUGGAGGGGAUAACCGUUAUUGCUAAAGUUUCUGCAGUAUUAAGUAAAUUGCACUUUCAUAUUUUGGGCGGGGUAGUAUCAUUUUGUUUGAUUGCUCCCCUCGGCGACUUUAUAUUCUCACAGCUGUCAGGUUCAUCUGACUUUUUGGGAUAAUAGAGAUGUUGAAACAAAAUUUCCUCAUUACAUAUCACAUUUUGGUUAUUCAAUUUUUUGUUCUUUGAAAAAAAUAUGUACACUGAUUUGGAAGAUCCUGGUUCUUUGAAGCCGAGAUGAUGUUGGAGGAUGUGGCAUUAAUUAAUUUAGUUGCUGCUGCAGUUUGGUCUGGUGUUGGAGAUGGCUUAUGUUUGUUGAUUCUAGAAAGUGUAAACAAAAAUAAUCUACGGCUAAAGAAAGUAGCUUUCUGAGUUC